Molecule: messenger RNA, 717 nt
Organism: Colletotrichum paranaense
Lineage: Eukaryota; Fungi; Ascomycota; Sordariomycetes; Glomerellales; Glomerellaceae
Product: necrosis inducing protein
Exons: 2
Coding region: 1-717 (238 amino acids)
Source: RefSeq, a predicted model, not a curated record
AUGGCGCCUUCUCUCCUCCGUCUCGGUGCAUGGCUCGCUGCCGCUGCCGGCACAGUCACCGCCGCUCCUCUCGAACGCCGUGCCGUCAUUGCUCACGAUGCCGUCGUUGGCUUCCCCGAGACCGUUCCUUCAGGCACCGUCGGUAGCUUGUAUCUCAAGUACAAGCCUUACUUGAAGGUCGUCAAUGGCUGCGUGCCCUUCCCUGCCGUGAACGCUGCUGGUGACACUGGCGGCGGCCUUGCCACCUCCGGCUCCUCAAACGGGGGAUGCUCCUCCAGCACCGGCCAGGUCUACGCCCGUGGCGCCUCCUACAACGGCGCCUACGCCAUCAUGUACUCCUACUACAUGCCCAAGGACUCACCCUCCUCCGGCCUGGGCCACCGCCACGACUGGGAGAACGCCGUCGUCUGGCUGUCCGCCGCCUCCACCUCGGCCACCGUCCUCGGCGUCGCCGUCUCCGCGCACGGCGAGUACGACACCAAGACCUCGGGCAUCGACUACACCGGCACCAGCCCCCGUAUCGGCUACCAGAGCGUCUGGCCCGUCAACCACCAGAUGAUCUUCACCAGCGACGUCGGCGGCCAGCAGCCCCUCAUCGCGUGGGAGUCUCUCACUGAUGCCGCGCGCACCGCGCUCACCAACACCGACUUUGGCAGCGCCAACGUGCCCAUGAAGGAUGCCAACUUCAACACCAACCUCGGCAAGGCUGUCUUGUAA